Iphiclides podalirius (scarce swallowtail) is the source of this 1560-nucleotide messenger RNA. The record is from the annotation of a GenBank genome assembly. Lineage: Eukaryota; Metazoa; Arthropoda; Insecta; Lepidoptera; Papilionidae.
AUGCGAAUGCCGUUCAUCGAUACGCAAACUGGAGUUGCUCAAAGUCAUUGCAAUUUGUUUAUGACAAGAAAACAGCGUAUGCCGGGUGCUAGAGAGGGACAAGUGUAUACAUACCCUUCACAAAGAUGGCGCAAAGCACGACGUCAGUACUUGACAAUGUCUUCAACACGAUGGGGUUGGAGUGCGUUGGAUGCUGCGGAGAAUGUUGGCGAAGGGGAAAACAGCUCUGGCAUACCAGGAGAUGCAUUUGCUGGAGAUGACAGUCGAGAUGGCUCUCAGACUGCUACCAAAGAUGAUCCAAAGUCACAAACCCUUCAGGAAUGGUUCUAUGAUGACCUCGCAAUAGAGGAAAUGGAGACUGGCGAGGAACCAGACCCAGAGUCGGAUGAAGAUUAUUACGACGAUACCUAUGCGAACCGCCGCAAAAGGAGGGGCGUAGCCCCUACCGGUCCGGGAUCCCGUGGCGGCAGGAGAGGAAACAAGCAGCCCGACGACACACCAGCUAAGCGUGGCCGCGCGGGCCGGGGCCGAAAGCGGGCAGGUCAAGGCACAUUGCCAUAUGAAGUGCCCGGCGAUGCCGAGAAACCGUAUGGAUGCGAACUGUGCGGCGCCAAGUACAAGACGCGCCCGGGGCUGACGUACCACUUCACGCACACGCACAAGGACGGGCAGGGCUCCGGCGGGGGCGCGGGCGCCGCCGCCUCGGGCUCCGCCCCGGCCGCCUGCAGCGACGGGGACUCCCGGGACAGCCGCCCCGGCGCCCACACGCCGCCCGCCGUGCCCCAGCCGGCCACGGAGUACCAGGACAGCUACGUCACCUUCCUCAACAACCCAGCGGUGGGCACGCCUGGCGCGGCGGCUCCGCCCGCGCGCAAGCCCUCGCCCCCGCCCCGCCCCGCCUCAGCGGACACGUCCUCCUCGGACUCUGCGCAUGCACCCCUCGUGCCGCCGGGGACCGCAGCCGCCGCCGCCGCCGCCUCCGCCUCCGCCUCCGCUACCGCUCCCGCCCCCGGCCCCGCCACUCCAACCGCUGCCGCUUCCGCUACCUCCUCCGCUGCGCCCUCCGCCGCCCCAUCCACCCCCGCUGCCGCCCCCUCCACGCCGGUUGUGUUGCCCGUGCUGAAGGAACCAGAGACUAAGGCGUCGCCGUCGCCGUACUGCGACUUCUGCCUCGGCGACGACCGCGAGAACAAGAAGACCGGCACGCCCGAGGAGCUGGUCAGCUGCUCGGACUGCGGACGGUCAGGUAAGAGGCGCGGCCGGCCGCCGAGGAACGGCCACCGGCGCCCGCCGCCCUGCUACCACCUCGCGAACAGGGUGUGCGAGCGGCACAGGGCGCUGCGGCCGGUGGCAGUCGAGACCACCGCCACGGGGUCGAUGACCUGCCAGGUGGUCGAGGCAACGACCGCGACCGGUUCGAUGACCUACCCGGCGGACGAGUUCGACACGUUCGCUACGCAGAGCGAGCUGCUGCGCGCGCGCGAGUACGGCGAGUGCGCGUCGCCCCCCUCCGCGCGCCAGAGCCCAGCGCGCGUCAACGGCGCCGAGCUGGGCAGCCCC